Messenger RNA from Drosophila innubila, 765 nucleotides. It is a transcript of the gene HemK2, whose product is annotated as methyltransferase N6AMT1. The coding region runs from base 34 to 711 and encodes 225 amino acids. The transcript has a single exon. Lineage: Eukaryota; Metazoa; Arthropoda; Insecta; Diptera; Drosophilidae. Gene Ontology annotation, molecular function: nucleic acid binding; S-adenosylmethionine-dependent methyltransferase activity; protein methyltransferase activity. Gene Ontology annotation, biological process: methylation. The record is from RefSeq and is a predicted model, not a curated record. Gene Ontology annotation, cellular component: eRF1 methyltransferase complex.
UUGUCGUAGACACCAACCGGGGACAGGGACAUCAUGGAGACGCCGCACACAGAGCAUCUCAGUUCGGCGGACUUUGAGCACGUUUAUGCGCCGGCGGAGGAUUCAUUUUUGCUGCUGGACGCACUGGAAGCAGAUCUUGAAUUUCUGGACACGCUGCAGCCGCGUCUCUGCCUGGAGAUUGGCUCCGGCAGCGGCGUCAUCAUCACGGCGCUGGCCAAGCGUUUUGCCCACUCGGCUCUCUGUCUGGCCACGGAUCUCAAUCCCCGUGCCUGCGAUGCCACCAAACGCACUGCGAUCCACAAUGCUACGUUGGACAGCAUACGUUGCAAUCUGGCGGAUGCAAUCCGUAAACGUUCCGUGGAUUUGCUGCUCUUCAAUCCGCCAUAUGUGGUCACCAGCGACGAGGAGCUGCAAUCCCAGCUAUUAACCGAUUGUCAAACGGUUACGGGCACACCCGCAACUCAACGCCAUCUCGUUCACUCCUGGGCGGGAGGAAGAGACGGACGACGUGUCACGGAUAUUUUACUGGGGCAACUGGACGAGAUUCUAUCGCCCAACGGAGUUCUCUAUUUGUUGUUGCUGCGCGAGAAUAAACCGGAUGAAAUAAUCGAGCAAUUAAUCCAAUCGCACUUUAAGGCUGUCAAGUACAUGGAACGACGCAUUCCCGGCGAAUAUCUCUAUAUACUUAAAGUCACUAGAUCUAUUAGCUAAUUCCAUGUGUUGCUUAUUCUAAUAAAGUGCAAUUCUUUCACCUUGAAAAUCUAA